Molecule: messenger RNA, 7211 nt
Organism: Apus apus (common swift)
Lineage: Eukaryota; Metazoa; Chordata; Aves; Apodiformes; Apodidae
Gene: ZBTB2
Product: zinc finger and BTB domain containing 2
Exons: 2
Coding region: 2650-4218 (522 amino acids)
Biological process (GO): regulation of transcription by RNA polymerase II
Cellular component (GO): nucleus
Molecular function (GO): RNA polymerase II cis-regulatory region sequence-specific DNA binding; DNA-binding transcription factor activity, RNA polymerase II-specific; protein binding
Source: RefSeq, a predicted model, not a curated record
CCUGUCAGCACGGCUCCCUCCUCCCUCCUUGCCGCUCCCAGCGACUUUCCCUCCCCUCGGCAUGUUUCUCUGGCGUGGUGCGGUGCCGGCUCCUUCCUAGUCUGCUCUUUGACUCGUGCCCACCGCUUUUCCUUUCUCGGCCUCCAAAAUCAACCUACGUUUUCCGGAAGGGCUCAGGCUCCCCUGGUCCUUCAUCCGAUGUUGAGACAAUUGGGUGAUGUCGAAAGUUGUGAUCCAGCUGAGCCGGGCCAGCCCGUCAGCCUGCGAUGGAAGGACUGUCCCUGCAGGGUUUCAGGGCACGAGAAGUCACUUCACACAGCCUUGCUGGUGUUAAUCACAGCGUUUUAUUUAGCUAAGAGUAAAGCUCCUGAGCGAAUGCAAACCUGUAACGUAGUGCUCCACGUAAAAGAGACAAAGCACUUCCCAUCCUCUUCUUCGCUGCCCUGUCAUUUCUUCGGAAGUGUGAUUCUUCUAAUGCUUUCAGUUCAAAGCAUUAACAUUUUUUUAAAUACACACCAAAGUUUCGUGUUGUGCAUGUGUGCGCACACCAUAUAAUUUCAUGAAAAGAUGAAUUCAGCUCUCUGAUAACAGCUUCAGCUGCCACCGUGACUGCUCUGUGGAUAAGGGUGAAACUAUACAUACAUGUUGGGUUACAGUAACUAGAAAUAAUGCCUUUUUGGCUUGGAGUUCCCUUGAAUCAAUGGUUCACUCUGCCUGAUAAGCUUCGCUGCCCAAGUACAACCCAGACUCAACACUGAUUAAUUAAAAAAUAUUGCACAUACAGAAUAAUAUAAAUAAAAGCUUAGGAAAAAAGAUAAUCUAAUGUGCUUUCGGUAACAUCACAAAGUCUGCCUGCAUGGAGCAUCUUGCAGGAUUAAAUAACAACAAAUACAGUGUUUAUUAUUGCUGACAGUAAGUAUUCCCUCUUUUGGAGAGAAUUUUAGCAGAUCUAUACAAACGUAAUUAUCCAAACGGUCAUUUUGGAAGGAGAGGAUGGCCCUGCAGAGAGCAGGAAUCUGAUUUUUUUCUCUCAUUCACUGUAAGAAAAAAAUCAACUGUAUCUUAAAUUGUAUGUAUUUCUUUGCCCUUACACCCCUGACACAAACAAAUUCUGAUCUCAUGAAUGCAAAGGAAUGCACUUGGUCAGCCUGGUUACUGGUUUAAAUACAAGGGUAUUCUUCACUUUCCAGCAAGCAGAAAUACUUGCUACUCCAAUGACUAAAUGUAUUGGCAUAUGUGUAAUACACUGUCCUUCUCUUUCUAGAAAAGCCACACUCUUACUGUAUAGAAGAAACAAGCUGUUCAUACCUUACCUAAAAUUUCUGUGUCUUCCUAUUAAAUUUUGAAGGAAAAAAACCCAAGAUUUUUUAUAGGCCUACCACUUUUGAUCUACUUCUGGUUUCACUUUCUCUUUCUUUUCUGUUCAUAGAGCAUCUACACUGUUCUGGAGAUAUUUUGUUGACUUCUCUUGCUGUUUUACAUACAGACCUACAUUUCUUCAUACCUUCACUUUUUCUGCCCAAAGCUCUAUUUGUGUUAGAUUAUAUCCACUUGUUGAUCUUACUAGCCGUAUACUUACCCAUCCAACCAUAUGCAACUGCCCUAAUGUAUUCCCCUGUCUAUUUUUUUCCCCAAAGUUAUCAAUUGUUGCUUCCAAGGCUGCCCCCAGAUUCCUGAGAAUAAAUUUGUAACUCUUAGGUAGUCCUUUGAGGGCUGCUUCCAGCAGCUGCUUGGAGGAAGUGCAGGAGGGGGAGGGGCUGCAGAAGCCCUGAUUUAGGGGUGCUCCGGUUGGUGCCAUGUUUCACCAUAAGUUAUCCUACCUUAUACCCAUGGCCAGCAAUGAAUAGAACUGCACCUCUUGCCCCUCAGGUUCCUUGGUUUGCUAAGUGAGCGUGAGGCACUCUGUCACACAGGCUCCUUACAAAAUGCUGUUGUAGCUGAUCUAAAUAAAUAAAUUGUUGCUGAGCAAAAAGUUUGGCUCCUCCUGUUCUGAUGGUCCAGAGGGCUUGUCAAUACCUAGGAUAAAUUAAUUGUUUCAGUCUGGGAAGAAUCAGGUUUGUAUCUGGUAUUUCUCAGGAGAGGGCAUAACCAUCAUAAAUGCUUAAUUAUUUGAUGUUGGGUUUGUAUUCAGCUAGAUAGCACACACUUUUAACCUAAAUUUUCAGUAUCUCUAUAUAUCUUUUACAUAGACGUAAUCUAACUUUGCUUUCAUUGAGUUCUGCUCUUGUCUCUCCCACCCACUUCAGUGAGAGUGACUGAUACCAGAAGGAAGAUCUAUUUUUCAUGUUUGGACAGACAAGUGAUAGCCAAAAUACUUUGCUCUUCCCAUUACAUGUAGAUAUUUUUACUAUUUAUUAAUAUUUCUUCCUUUCUUUUAGCUAUUUACGUUUCUGUAUUCGAAUCCCACCCCUUUCCCUUUUCAGAAUUCUAGUCCUGGCUCUGCUUUGCUCUUUAAGCCUCAGCAAAUCACUUGUACCUUUGUAAACCACAUUGCUUAUCAUGAAACAGAUCCUUGCCUAGGUGUAAAUACCAUUUAUGCAGUAGCUUGGAUUGAGAGGUGUUACUAAAACGUGAUCUGUGGAUAUUAGAGGAAAAUGCCUGUUAAGAGAUGUCUACUGUUGCAUCUGUGCAACUACUGUUGAGUUUUACAUGGAAGUCAUUUGCUUUUCAGAGAUUAAAAAAAUGGAUUUGGCCAACCAUGGACUUAUUCUGCUGCAGCAACUAAAUGCUCAGAGGGAGUUCGGUUUCCUCUGUGACUGCACAGUUGCUAUUGGUGAUGUCUACUUCAAGGCACACAAAUCGGUCCUUGCUUCUUUCUCCAACUACUUCAAGAUGUUGUUUGUUCAUCAAACCAGUGAAUGUGUCCGUUUGAAAGCAACUGACAUACAGCCAGAUAUCUUCAGUUAUCUCUUGCAUUUGAUGUACACUGGGAAGAUGGCACCACAACUCAUUGACCCAGUUCGACUAGAACAGGGAAUAAAGUUUCUGCAUGCAUAUCCACUAAUUCAAGAGGCCAGCCUUGCAAGUCAGGGAACUUUUUCUCACCCGGAUCAAGUUUUUCCAUUAGCAUCUUCAUUAUAUGGCAUUCAGAUCGCAGAUCACCAGAUAAGACAUCCCACUAAGGUUACAUCAGGAACUGACAAACUCGGGCGAGAACCAAGACCACAGACAUCACGGAUGAACCAAGAGCAGGUUUCUGAAGGUUCACAGCUCUCGCAGUUAGCUACCACUCUGCCACAAGUGACCAGGACAAACAUGUCCACUUCUGACCCAUUGCCAUCUUCUUUAUCUCCAGAAUUGGUGUCUGCUGCUGGUAAUAACUCACCUGCAGGAGAAGAGGCCAACAUGGAAGCAUCUUCUUCAGAUGAACAGCCUGCCUCACUCACAAUAGCACAUGUCAAGCCAAGCAUUAUGAAAAGGAAUGGAAGCUUCCCAAAAUACUAUGCCUGCCACCUCUGCGGCCGCCGGUUCAAUUUGCGAAGUAGUUUGCGUGAGCACUUGCAGAUUCACACAGGGGUUCCCUUCACGUCUAGCCAGCAAGGAGAAAGCAAUAUAUCUUUGUCUCUCUGUAACAACACAGCUGAUAAAGAUGCUGUGGAAGUGCCUGAAGCAGGGAUGAUUAGUGACAGCGAGCUGCAGCAGAUCUCAGACUCCCCGAUAAUUGAUGGCCAGCAGCAGUCAGAGACACCACCCCCCUCUGAUAUUGCAGACAUAGACAACUUGGAGCAGGCAGAUCAAGAGAGGGAAGUAAAAAGACGGAAAUACGAGUGUUCCAUCUGUGGUCGCAAAUUUAUUCAGAAAAGCCACUGGAGGGAGCACAUGUACAUACACACUGGUAAGCCCUUCAAGUGCAGCACUUGUGACAAAAGCUUUUGUAGGGCUAACCAGGCUGCCAGACACGUGUGCCUAAACCAGAGCAUGGACACGUACACCAUGGUGGACAAACAGACUCUGGAACUCUGUACUUUUGAGGAAGGCAGUCAAAUGGACAACAUGCUAGUACAGACCAACAAGCCCUACAAAUGUAACUUGUGUGACAAAACGUUUUCAACUCCCAAUGAAGUAGUCAAACAUUCGUGCCAAAAUCAAAACUCUGUCUUUACGCUAGAAGAAGAUCGCUCCAUUCUGCUAGGUGGUGGGGACACAGAAGCCACAGAGACUGAUAAUGCAGUGUUAGCCUCCAUCAAAAAGGAGCAGGAAGCAGUGUUGUUAGACUGAAUGUGAAACCUAUAUAAUUUUUUUUAAGUUUCUUUACUCAUUUUUUAUUAAAUCAACUUUUUCCUCCCCAAAACUCUUACCUCACUUAUCCCUGCCAUCUUUUCCACCAGCCUCCUUCCCACCCUUUGUCUUCGGCAACCAGAACUGUACUGGCACGUUAGGAAAUUGGACUUUGCCUCUCCCACCACAACAAACGGAAAGCUCUUGCAUCAAACCAAAAUGUAAUUGAUUUUAAUACAAAGGAAAGUGUGAAAAAAUAAUCCAGCUAACUAUGUUGAUAGUAUUAGUUAAUCCAAAUUUAAUAGAUUUUUAAUAAAAUUUAGAUUUCUUAAAAGUGUAUUUAGAUACAAUGAUGAGUGUAAUGAGAAACAGAGUAUCAGUUUGGUAAGCAAAGAAAAUAUAUAUAUGUGUAUAUAUAUAUUAGUUUCCCUGGUAAAAGGCAUUUCAAGAAGAUCUGACAAACACCGUGCUCUUUAGAAGUCCACAUGCAAGUUGAUUAAGGUUAUAACUGAAAACUCUCCGAACUUUUCUCAAUGAAUGCAAAAAUCUCUAUUCAUUGAGUUAAAAAGAGCUGAGGGUUUUGGUUUCUUUUACCUGUAUGUUUUCUGUCAAGUAUGCCUUUGGGUAUCUGUUUCAGAUAGCAUCAAUGAGUCAAGUGAAGUAGUUACUUAGUCAAAUUUUGACUUAAGUAGCUGUAAUAAUAAUGUGAUGGCAAUCUUUAUAUAUAUAUAUAUAAAUCCUUUAUAUGUAUGAAGAUUUUUUAUAUAUAUAUAUAGAAAGUGUUUGUGUGUAUAUUUGGUACAGGUAAAUAAAUGCACACAUCCUUUUUAAGUAACUGGCUGUCUCCUCUCAGAUUCAGCCCAGAAAGUCUUUUAGUUGUUCGACAAAACUAGUCAUUGCACAGGUUAUUUUUAAUCAAAUUUAAAACAUCCUAAGCUGUGUGCAUUCUUAUUUGCCUGUUGAAGAGAAGCUAAUAGGUAAGUGUUGUCACCCAAGCUACAAAAGAAACUAGAGAAGUGCUGUACUGGUGAGCACUGUGGCAUCAUCAGUGCAGCACGUGCAUGUGGUGUUAGCUGUAGGUUUGAGUCAUUCUGGGUAAAAGGAGAGAGAACAGCUUUAUUGCCUCUCUCAGGCAAGAAAUGUCCAUGGUUUCAUUUGGUCUAAUGGUGUGAGUUAAGAGGAAGAAAAAGUGGUCAGAGAUGUUCUCGCAACAGGGGAUCAUGAUUGUUUUAAAGUGAAUCUGUAGUGCUGACAGGCAAAUUCUGCUCUGUGAGUUUCCUGUUAUUUUCAAAGCCAAGACAAAGUCUGCAAAAACUGAAAGAAUGAAUUCUGUAGUUUUCGUUUUAGCUGAUGGUGUAGCACUGCAUCUUUGUGUUAAAAAUCAAGUUGCUGGUUCCUAAUCUUUUAUAUAGAUGCCCAGAUUUUUUUGCUGGUAGCCUAAAAACCUAAACUGACAGCAGCAGUGAAAGCCAUGGAGCAAUGACCGGGGCCAAGAGAAGGCGUAAGCGGACAGAACAAGUGCCCCAUCAUAAACGGAGAUGGUGUGUGUUUUGGGGGGAGGGGCGGGAGAGGGCAAGUCACAAACCACAGCUCUUCUCUGUGUAUACGUUUAAACUGAAUAUCAUCUUUUUUGUGUAUAGUUAAGUUCUCAGAUUUGUAAGUUUUUAUACAUCAUUUCAUUGAAUAAAAACCGAAUUAAAUGGGAUACGAUUUACUGAGUUGAAGGUGAAAGGUUGUUGGCUUUCAGUCUUCCUGGAAGAGUUCUUACUGAAUCAAUUUAAAAGUCAAGCAAUGUAUUUUGUGCAUCAGACUAAAACCUCUGUCAUGCAUAUGAACAAAUAGCUUACUAAAGCUUAAAGGAGUGGAUUUGGCACAAAGAGUCUCUACGUAUUAGUUUUUUCAGUUUAUUAUGACAAUUAUUGUCAAGAUUAUUGUGAGUGAUGUUGAGUUUAUUAUCUCUCUUGUAUUAGAGUAAUAGAUCUAAAAUCAAUUUAUUUUACUUCAAAAUAUAGAAGUGUUUUCAGGUAAAAUAGUAACAUCUUACAGAUUUUUUUUAGUGUUGCCCAUUUUAAAACUUUUUUAGGAUCUUCAUUUACCAAUGUAAUUUCUUCAAAUGUGUUUUUAUAUUUAAUCUCACUUGGUCUGAAAUGCUCUCAGAGCAGGAAAAAAAAAAAGAAUAAAUCUUUCCUAAUUCAGGGUAAGGUCAGCUUUUGAGGUAGCUGUGGUUUAGGGGAUAAUCAGAAGUUAAUUUCCAAAAUUACUACAGCUGCUAAAGGCGCUACCACCUCAGCUUUUAGUUACUGCUUAGCCAGGUGCUCUUCUUUUUCAGCACUCCAGCUCUGCUCCAGUGCAGAAUACAGCAGUUCAGCUCAACUCCCCAGGUGGCCGGUUGUAUCACAAGGGUGCACAUGGCCAUACCAUUUUUUUGAGACAUACGGCAGAGUCUUUACCAUAUUCCUGCUCUCGUUUCUCCUUUUCCACUUUGGAAGAACAUGUUUGGAAAGCAUGUUUGCUCAGUUACAUGUUGAAUGGGCUCAAGUGAACUGACUCCACUGAAAAACAGCUAGUCUUAAAAAAUGCUGGGUUUCUGUCAAAUCUGUUCCCCGUUUUAAUUCUGCAGAGGGCUUCAGAGAACUCUCAGGUUGUGCCAGGGCAGAAAAGAGCAGGGAGGAGGCUUACUGAAGCCAGUGUUGCUGCUGGCAUCAUUCAGCAUGAAGAGAAUGGGAAGCGGUGACUCCCACUUGGGCAGGUCCCUCAUCUGGUGAGCAGUGGCCUUGUAAAGUCGGUGUACAGCCCAGAAGGAAGGGGUGGUGUAGGGCAGGGAACAAGCAGCCAGAGAAGUUGGUUAUGACAGCACGGCUACUGCAAGAAACAUGACAUUUCAGGCUCAGCAGAGAUACUCUCACCUGUUGAUAUUUAUUCCUAAGAAAGAACACUUGUCAGGUAAAUUUUUAAAAAAAUCACAAUAAAGAUACUAUUUUUAUAUGUGCUCA